AUGUUCGUGCGGGGCACCAGACUCAGCCGUUGGGUGCUAAAAAAAACGUCAAAAAAAUACGGGCUCACCAAUUUAGCACCGCAAGUUGUGUCUGAAGCUAUGACGCGUCUACCUCCGUUUGCCGUUGCGUUAUGCAAUCGCUUCAAUGAUCAAGGUGUUGUAAUGAGCGGAGGUGUAUUGUGCUUCACGGGUCUCGUCAUAGCUGCUACAAGUUUAGGCUUGACACUUGUGUACACACCGUCACUUACCAUUUGCACUACAUACUUCAAACGCAAACGAUCGACUGCUUUGAGUUUAUCUUUAUCCGGAGCUGGAUUCGCGGCACUCACUUUGCCUUAUCUGAUAGUAUAUUUGAUUGAUGAAUAUGCCUAUAGUGGAGCAGUUCUUUUGCUGGGUGCCAUCAGCUUGCACUACUGUGUCACUGGUGCAUUAUUCCGCGACCCUCCCCACUCCGUUUUGACCGAUGGCGUCAAACAGGAGAAAAUCGUCACUGAAAAUAAUAUUUCUAUGAAUAUCUGUCAGCGCAUUAGAAGAAAAAUUACCGGAUGCUUCACUAAUGAGAGUCAACGGCAUUCAUACAAAGGAAUUCUGCGAAACCCUUGGAUGGUCCUGUUCCUAUUCUCUUUUUGUCUGAAUAUGAUGGGAUCCGGUCCCGUAACGACCCUCCUUAUUCAUCAUGCUGAGAAUUUAGGUUUUCAACGCAUGGUUUCGGUGCAGUUGUUGGCCAUCGAGGGUAUUGUGCAAAUCGUGUUUCGUGUAUUUGGUGGCUUGGUUCUGGAUAUUCAAUGUGUUCGCCCACACCGUGGUAAAAUAUGGUCUGUCACCAUCGCACUGUCUUCGUUGACUAUUCUCUUUCUGGCGUUUGCGGAAAAGAUGGCCAUGUUGUCAUUCCUUAUGUCCCUUCGGGGUGUAACACUUGCCGUGUAUAUAUCCCAGCAAGCUGUCAUCACUGCGGACAUGUGCGAAAAACACCCAGAAAAUUUGAAACAAGCCAUUGGACUUUCUCAAAUAGGAAAAGGUGUUGGGGUACUAGUCGGCUCCUGGUGUGCAGGCUCGAUUCGCGAUAUCACCCAACAAUAUCGACCAGCUUUCCUCUUCCUAAGCGGGAUGCAGUUUAUUGGCGCGUUGACUGCUUUGAUGGCCGUAACAAAUGUGCAUCGUAGCACUUGCGGGGCGGAAAGAAGCGAUGUCAAAGAUGCGCUAUUGGAACAAUCACAAAACAAUCAGUCUGAACUUCGAGAUCCAGGAGAUCCGGUGAUCCCGAUCCCUCAGGAAUCCGGUCACGAUAAAAUGAAUCAACCGGGUUUCAUUGCAGUGCAGUUGCCGGAUUGCGAUUCACCCACCCGUAUCCUGGAUCCGAAGCUUUCAUCCCCGGAACGAAAUAGCCUGAUUUCGAAGUAG
This is a messenger RNA of Echinostoma caproni, 1401 nucleotides long. NCBI's taxonomy places the organism in Eukaryota, Metazoa, Platyhelminthes, Trematoda, Plagiorchiida, Echinostomatidae. The record is from the annotation of a GenBank genome assembly.